AUGUCUUUUUCACUGCCUGCAUCUCUGGUGAAAAUCAGAGUCCCCAAGAUCCACCACACUUGGGCAAACACGUACACCUGUUCUCCACAGUACUAUUUCCAACCUAAAACAACUGAAGACAUCCGUGAAAUUGUUAUAAAUGCACAAAAACUCAGAAAGAAAAUAAUGGUUGUUGGUUCUGGCCAUUCGCCAUCCGAUUUAACCAUUGUGGGCAAUCCACUAAACGAAUGGUUAGUUAACCUAGAUAAAUUCAACAAGUUCAUCAGUGAGAAACCGUCAUCUUGUGGCAGGUAUACCGAUGUUACAGCUGAAGCAGGUAUGAGGGUUUAUCAGUUGAACGAGAUCUUAGAAGCCAAGGGACUUGCCCUACAAUCUUUAGGGUCUAUUUCGGAACAGUCUCUAGCAGGCAUCAUUUCCACAGGUACUCACGGCUCCUCUCAGUAUCAUGGUCUAGUUUCUUCUCAAGUCGUUAAUAUUAAGUUUAUAAAUGGUAUGGGGGAAGAGGUUUCAUGCAAUGAAAAGGAAAAUCCAGAUAUUUUUAGAGCUGCUUGUUUAUCCUUGGGUAAAAUUGGUUUAAUAACUGAAGUCACUUUUAGAGCAGUUCCAAAGUUCCAACUAAGAUCGGUCCAGGAAGUUAUUAAUAUCGAGACCUUGAUUGAAAAGUUUGAUUCAAUUUGGACGUCUGAUGAAUUCAUCAGAAUUUGGUGGUUCCCAUAUACGAAAAAAUGUAUUCUUUGGAGAGCAUCUAAGAGUACCGACCCAAUCUCCGAGCCUAGAAAAUCAUGGUACGGUACUUUCCUUGGUAGACUGUUUUAUGAAAGCUGUCUCUAUGUCUGUGUUAAGUUUUUCCCUAAAUUGACUCCAUAUGUUGAACGAUUUGUGUUUUCCAGACAAUACGGUAACGUUGAAACUUUCAAUAAAAAUGGUGAUGUUGCAGUUCAAAAUUCUGUUGAUGGACUGAACAUGGAUUGUUUGUUUCAUCAAUAUGUUGACGAAUGGGCUUGCCCACUAACCAAUGGUCCUGACAUUAUCAGAUUACUAGCCAAAUCCAUCGAGGAAGCUAAAAGUGUCAACGAAUUCUACGUUCAUUCCCCUAUCGAAAUUCGUUGUUCCAAUACUACUUUGCCAUCAGAGGCUCAAGACUUAUCCGGCAGGAAAUUGAUCGAUAAAGGUCCAAUUUUCGGUAAUAUUUUAAGACCAUACUUGGAUACGACGCCAAAAUUGAACUAUUUACCAAUUGAAAAAGUUACGAAUUCCCAACUGACAAUGUACAUCAAUGCUACCAUCUACAGACCUUUUGAUUACCCAACUGACUACCAACGUUGGUUUCACGUUUUCGAAGAAAUAAUGGAGGCGGCAGGUGGAAAACCGCAUUGGGCAAAGAAUUAUGAUAAUUCCAUUGUAACGAAGGAGAAAAUGUUGGAAUGGUAUGGAGAUGACCUCUUAAAAUGGAGGGAAAUUAGAAAGAGGAUGGAUCCAAGUGGUGUAUUUCUCUCUGGCCCCGAAUGGUUGAAGAGAAACGGUGUUGUUGAAGACGAGUAUCUUGUUGAAGAUUCCACAACCUCUUCACUUUCAUCUUCUAAAACUGCCCAGUCCAUCGAAUAG
Messenger RNA from Pichia kudriavzevii, 1605 nucleotides. RefSeq lists its product as uncharacterized. NCBI's taxonomy places the organism in Eukaryota, Fungi, Ascomycota, Pichiomycetes, Pichiales, Pichiaceae. The transcript has a single exon. Bases 1 to 1605 code for a protein of 534 amino acids. Gene Ontology annotation, molecular function: D-arabinono-1,4-lactone oxidase activity; FAD binding. Gene Ontology annotation, cellular component: membrane; mitochondrion. The record is from RefSeq and is a predicted model, not a curated record.